Molecule: messenger RNA, 640 nt
Organism: Bursaphelenchus okinawaensis
Lineage: Eukaryota; Metazoa; Nematoda; Chromadorea; Rhabditida; Aphelenchoididae
Source: the annotation of a GenBank genome assembly
AUGCUCCCAACAUUAGGACUCUCACUAAUGCUAGUAAACCUGGUUUUAUGUAAAGAACAAGGAACAGCAGUCAGGGGUCAGCUAACAUGUCGCGGAAGCACUACUCCAAAUGUUGAAGUAAAAUUAUUUGAUUUGGACACCUGUAAGAAUUUCCUUUGAUUUUUACAUCUUUUGUGUAAAAUUUCGCAAACAUUCUUUAUUUUAAAUUUUAUAAAGUAUUUUAUUUCUAUUAUGCUUUUAACUGUUUGGUUUUAUACGUUUUUAAUUUUCAGUAGAUGCUGAUGAUUUAAUGGCGGAAAGUUACACUGGCCCAACCGGAGUCUUUUACUUGAAUGGAACUACAUUUGAAGUUACCAGCAUUGAACCAGAACUUAGAAUAUAUCACAACUGCAACAACAAUGGCAAGGUAAUCUGUUUUAGAUUUUUGAUAGAAUCUCAAAUGCCCACUUGUAGCAUAGAAACUUUUAAUAGUCAUUCUUAAAAAAUUGUUUUUAAGCCUUGCAAAAGAAAGAUCCGCCGACGUGUCCCUGACCAGUUCAUUUAUUCAGCUGGCACCGCUCACCAAGUUUACAACCUGGGAGCUCUUGAACUUAGUGGUACAUUUGAAAACGAAGGUACUGCUUGUGAAAACGAAAUCUAA